This is a messenger RNA of Arvicanthis niloticus (Nile rat), 1238 nucleotides long. RefSeq names its product C-type lectin domain family 2 member D11-like. Gene Ontology annotation, cellular component: external side of plasma membrane. The record is from RefSeq and is a predicted model, not a curated record. Gene Ontology annotation, molecular function: natural killer cell lectin-like receptor binding. NCBI's taxonomy places the organism in Eukaryota, Metazoa, Chordata, Mammalia, Rodentia, Muridae.
CUUGAAGCUGUCAUGUGAGCUCAUAGAAGAGCAGGUAUGUAUGCUACUGGUCAGAUUAAAAGCCUUCCAGGCCUUUGUUUUAAGCUGUCAGGCUUUUGUCUUAGGUCAAGAGUGUAUAGGAGUUCUGCCUGCAUGUAUGUCUGAGAACUAUAUAAGGGCAGCAGAGGCAGAGAAGAAGGUGUAACAACACAGGCUCACCUACCCCGAAGAUCAGUGUCUGAUGGACAGGAAAGCGUUGGAUUCUGCCUCUCAGCUUUCAAGUUUCAAUCCUCCUGUAGCUGAAACUGAGCUUCUCAGCUCUGCGUGCCACAGAGGCUUCCCUCCCUGUGCUCAGUACCACAGACUGCCUGAAAAGGGAGAAAUGGGUAAAACGCUGCAAGGAAAAUGGCUCAGAAACGUCUACUAUGAGUCUCAUGCUAAGCUUCACUGCUGCUAUGGAGUGAUCAUGGUCCUCAUUGUAGCUGUAGUUGCUCUUUCUGUUGCUUUGUCAGUAAGAAAGACAGAACAGAUCUCAAUCAAAAAGAUCUAUACUCCUUGCCCCAGCAACUGGAUUGGAGUUGGAAAUAAAUGUUUUUAUUUUUCUGAAUACUCAAGCAACUGGACAUCCAGCCAGGACUCCUGCAUGGAACAAGAGGCCCAGCUAGCUCGAAUUGACAGCCAGGAGGAGCUGAAUUUCCUAAGGAGAUACAAGGGGAUUUUUGACCACUGGAUCGGCCUGCACAGAGAGUCAUUAGAGCACCCUUGGAAGUGGACAGACAACACUGAGUAUAACAACUCGGUUCCCAUCCAGGGAGUGGAAAACUACGCAUACCUGAACAGUCAAGGGCUCAACAGUGCCAGGGUCUAUGUAAAUCGCAGGUGGAUCUGUAGCAAGCUCAGCAGCUAUAGCCUCCACUGCUAAACUCCUUUUUCUCCUUCCUAACAUUUAACGAGAGAUGCUUCUUACAUUGUUAUGUAUGGGUGCUACUCUUUACCCUAUGGCUCCACAUUGCUAUCAAAACAAAUUAAGAGUAUUUCCUAACAUCACAAGUGAAAACCAUCUUGGAGAGCUGCACAUACAGGGGAUUACAAGAACAUAGAUGAGUCUAAAAUAGACGCUGGCACUCAUACCUUAAGCCUAAAGUACAACUAAUGUUCACGAGCCCCACUUUUGUGUUAUGAAGUUUUUGUGCAGAGAAGUCCUUCUUUUGAAUUUAUGAGACCACAAAAAUGAGUCCCCCAACAUGCAUGUGACCUUU